AUGGCAGCUCGUCUCGGGAUAUUUCUGGCAAUCUUAUGCGAUUGCCUCGUCGCAUGCGCGGCAAGCGUGUUCAAAAAGCCCAAAGGGCUGAAAUUCAAGAGAUACAUGAUCCACAGCUUUCUCAGAUCAGCUUCAUUCCGUGAUCCAGAUAAGCAGCUGCUGAAGCGCCGACCAACAACGACCGAAGCAUACAGAACCACCGUCCAAAAGCACAGCUUGACACCGGAUAUUGUUGCCAUAGAUAAUGACGCGGAUAUUCUCUGGCUAUCGAAGCCCCAAAGGAGCUCUGGGAAGACACUCCUCUAUUUCCAUGGAGGGGCCUAUGUCAACCCUGCCCAUCCACAACACAUCGAAACGCUCAUUGAUUGCAUGAAAGCAUGCCAUGCUCAAAACCUCGAGCUCUCAGUGGCUAUUGUCGCCUACACCAUUGCUCCCGCGGGUGUAUACCCAUUGCAACUUCGUCAAGCAGUCAGUGCUUUGCGAUAUCUGACCGAAACAGCCCAGAUUGCACCGUCUGAUGUUCUCAUCGCAGGAGAUUCGGCAGGUGUAAAUAUCAUCUUAGCUCUUCUUUCUCAUCUGGCUCAUCCUCAUCCUGAAAUCCCCCCAAUUGAUCUCCAUGACGAGAAGCUGGGAGGGGCGUUGUUGAUAUCACCCUGGGUGACGUUCGACACGACUGCAGCAUCUAUGAAAUACAAUUUCUAUCAUGACCAUGUGCACCCAGGGCUUCUCGAUAUAUCCGCAAAGAAGUUCCUGGGCGACUCAGAGACAGAUGCGUACAACGAGCCUCUCAAAGCCCCAGCGGACUGGUGGAAAGACUUACAGACCCAGCAACUCAGCAUCCUAGCCGCUGAAUGCGAAAUCUUUUUCGAUGACAUUAUUGCCUUUGCAGAUAAAGUCAAGAUUCAUAACCCCCAGACCCAGGUUUUGAUUGCCUCUGGUGAAGUUCAUGUGCAAAUGGUCAUGGACAAGAUCUUAAAAGUGCCUAGUCCCAAAUCUCAAAGGUAUUUUGAGCAGUGGUUGGAAGAGCGGCUGCGAGACUAA
Molecule: messenger RNA, 1041 nt
Organism: Aspergillus wentii DTO 134E9
Lineage: Eukaryota; Fungi; Ascomycota; Eurotiomycetes; Eurotiales; Aspergillaceae
Exons: 6
Coding region: 1-1041 (346 amino acids)
Molecular function (GO): hydrolase activity
Source: RefSeq, a predicted model, not a curated record